Pieris brassicae (large cabbage white) is the source of this 735-nucleotide messenger RNA. RefSeq names its product boophilin-G2-like. Bases 76 to 690 code for a protein of 204 amino acids. The transcript is spliced from 5 exons. The record is from RefSeq and is a predicted model, not a curated record. Gene Ontology annotation, molecular function: serine-type endopeptidase inhibitor activity. NCBI's taxonomy places the organism in Eukaryota, Metazoa, Arthropoda, Insecta, Lepidoptera, Pieridae.
UACGGCAUCGUAAACAUUUUUAUAUUCAUUGCCUCGGCCACAUUCGAAUUUUGCGUGUAAUUUCGUAAUGCCGAGAUGGAAAAUCGUUUCAAGGGCGUAAAUGCAUUAUUGUUUGUUCUAUAUUUUGGUGUCUGUGAAUGUACAUUGACGACGGCUGUUAUUAAAGAUGAUACUUCGCCGAAACCCGUUUAUCGUAGAUUGAAUAUAGGAAGGUCAGGAGUGGAUGAAAUACACACCGAUGAAAUGUUUGAUGCGCUUGAUGGGAGGCGUAGGAACAGUAAAACACGCUCACAAAUAUGGGACUGGGAUACUUGGUGCUUACUUCAGCCAAGGACAGGUAGUUGUGGCCAGAGUAUACACAGAUUUUAUUACAAUCGACAAUUGGAAAAAUGCCUACCGUUUGUGUACAGUGGAUGCAAUGCAAAUGAAAAUAAUUUCGAAACAAAAUUAGAUUGUGAACUGCGUUGUACAGGCGUUACCUCGACAAUGAACUCACAUGGAGUUGACCAAGGGCUUUUUUGCCAGUACCAACCUGAUGUGGGAGCAUGCCUAGCCUUUGAUACAAAAUAUUAUUUCGACAUCAAUCAAAACACGUGUUCCAAGUUUGUGUAUGGAGGCUGUGCGGGUAACACAAAUAGAUUCGAAACAAAAUUCCAUUGUAUGGCAACAUGUAAACGAGAACUAUUUUGAAAACUAAUGUUUCUAUAUACGCGAAUAUAGUAGAUUUGAAGUGGA